Exophiala viscosa is the source of this 2283-nucleotide messenger RNA. RefSeq names its product RanGTP-binding protein-domain-containing protein. The record is from RefSeq and is a predicted model, not a curated record. Bases 241 to 2184 code for a protein of 647 amino acids. Gene Ontology annotation, cellular component: cytoplasm; nucleus. Lineage: Eukaryota; Fungi; Ascomycota; Eurotiomycetes; Chaetothyriales; Herpotrichiellaceae. Gene Ontology annotation, molecular function: GTPase regulator activity. The transcript is spliced from 2 exons.
UAAUAGGACAAUCGAGAUGCUUUUCCAUGCGCUGCUCAUUUUUCAUGAGAGAAACCCUUGGAACGUCUAAAGUUGAGCACUAUUCCAGGACCACCCAUCGUCCACCUUUUCGCAAGGCUGAGAUCGAUAUGGAGCCGGGCUUGUAAAGGAAGCCACAUUCUCAUAUGAACCCGCAUUCAGCUGGGAUUAAGCCAUCGAACACUUCAUACAAGCCCUUGCUCGGCCGCGAACUCCAGCACAAUGGAUUACUUUGUGGGGAAAAUCACCCAGCAGGCGAUGAACUAUGCCAUCCGCUCCGGAGUUACUUUGACAGCAUCAUAUGCGAUUCGACAAUCCACCAGAUACCUCAAUAACGUUCCAAAAAGCGAUGUCAGAGAUGAGCUCUCUGAAGUGCAGCAGCGGCUUCAGCGUAAGAUCCACAUUGUCUCACCCGCAAUCGACAUGAUCGAACUUAUUGCUGCUCGGGGCAAUACCACUUUGGAAUCCGCUGUGGUUUUGACCAAAGAGCUUCGCCUGGAAAUCGAGUCGCUUGGCCAGCGACUUACGAGAGCGAACGCGUCAGAAGAAGCCGCCAAGAAGAAAGGCAGCACGCAGCUCAAGGCUCAGAAUGAGCUGGAGUUGAAACGCGUUAUUGCUGAUAUGAAGCAGCUGCUCGACCGGAUCGAAGACGCUGUGCCUUUGAUCAAUCUGGCCAUCACCACUUCUGGAGCAAGCCUGUCUACCUCUCUUCCUCAUACAGUCUCGCCAUCACGCCUGCUGCAGGCCAGCACGUUCCUAACCGCCGGCGACACGCAGUAUUCCAUAUCUCCUCAAUCCGCCGUCCAGAUUGGCCCCACAUUUACUCUCUCGGUCUACAUGCUAUUUGCUGGACAUGAUCGGCCUCAGAACGAAGAAGAGGUACGGGAAACAACGUGGAAGGAGGUCAUACACAAGGCCAAGGUCAAGUUACGGCGUGUACCACUUGAGGUUGUCGUAGGUAGCAGGCCUGGGUCUGGGUCAGGGGCAGACGCCGUACCCUCAAUGGAGAUCUCGGUAUCAAGCGCCAUGUCUGAAUUGGACAAAUCUCAAGUCAUACGUGCAGACAUUCGCGCUGACGAAUUCGCAUAUCAAUUGAUGAUCGUUGAGGACUUUGAUGACGACCGUGUCCAUGAUUUUGAAGAAGAUCAACCCCACCCAGGCCCCUUUGACGAUGUCCAGAUGGCAGGCAUACGCGAAACCAUGCCCAUACAUGAGAUCUCCAAGAUCUUCUACGCCGACACGAGCAAAGUGCUCAACAUCGGGGCCGACGCCGAAAGUAACCAUCCAGUGCUUCUACUGAAGCGAGAUAUCAACGCAGUCCCGCCAAGACGGAUGCUAGAGCGCGACCAAGAUGACGAAGGCAUGCAACGAGAAGAAGAGUCCGUCAACCACGACCAUCACGCUCCCAAGGAAGAUCCCUGGCGGUUCCCACCAUCUCUCGACCCCGAAUGGAUCGCUUUCGAAGUGUACACAGAAUCCGAAGCAAGCGAUACAGAAUCCGAAGUCGGCAAUGCCGACACUGACACCUCGACUGCCGACAUCGAAACCUCAAAACUCUCCCAAUCAAUGUCAAGCAUGCACAUCAACAGUCCAGGUCCGGCAGACCGACUACAACCACUCACGAAUCAGACUCCUCCCUGGGCCAACGCGAUCAAAACGUCGCUCUCUCUUCUAGAACUCCUCCUUCGACUGACUUCGCUGCAGCAGUUCCAGCAACAAUCACACCUGUCCAUCCCGGACGAAUUACUCAACUUCUUUUUGGAAGAAAGCGCCACAACCGGUGCGGGAGGCGACGAAAAUUACAGACAGGCUCUACGCGCUGAGGCACGGCGCCGUGUCGGCUGGGAUCCGUAUGAUGAAAGUCCAAUGAAGAGACGAGGCGAGGAGUAUCAGUACCACAGCCCCGGUCCCAGUCCUCGUGCGGAUGGGGAUGAGGGCACAUGGAGUCCGCGAGAAGGGCAGGCUAGACCAGACUUUCCAGGCUCGCCAUCGCCUAGGAAUAGUCCUUCACCGUUCCCAGCUGAGCGGAACAGGGGCAGUAGAGCAUCGUGGCUGAAGCGAGAAGAAGGGAGGAGGAAAAGUAGUCCAUUGCGCCCGAGGAGUGCGGUGACGGAUGAAGGGAUCGGGACAAGUCCGGCGAGUGGUGUGGAUAGGGCAGACACCUGAAAGUCAUUCGGCAAACGCUAUGAGAUUUAAUGGCCAAAUGCAAAUGAUGAAGAACAAUACGAGAUCAACGAGAAAUCAUGAGACAUGGAAAAUCUUCAG